AUGUCAUUUGUAGAUUUUGAAUCAUUGAUUGCUAAGAAUUUUGAUUAAUUAAUUAAUUAUUAUGAAAUGAGAUGGACUUAAUAAAAUUUUAAGAACCCUUCUAAUUAUACACCUUAAUAAGUAAUGAAAAUUGUAAAAAAAUAUAUUGAUGAAUUACCUAUUUAAGGUAGGUAUUUCAAAUUAUUUAUAUUAUUUUUAUAGAGGUUCUAAUAUUGGGAUACAUUUCAGCAGAUUAAAAGGGAUUAUUAGAACAAAUAUUCCCUAGAGCCAUAGAUGAAUUAGCUAUUGUUGAAAAAAUUUUAGGAUAAAUUAAAGUUCUAUAUGCAAUUACUGAGUAACCCUUAAAUUCAGAAAUAAAUGAUCCUGAAUGGAUAUUGUAAAAACCAGGAGUUCUCCAAAAUAAGAAGGGGAUGGUGGAGAUGAGGAACCUAAAAAUAGUAGUAAUGCUGAUGGUGAAGAGAGUGCUCCAAAAUUUAAUAUUUAUAAUUAUUAAUAGACAAAGAGUGAUACUCCUAAAAAUAUGGCUUAUGAAGUUAAAUAGCCUAAUCCAGUAAUUUAAUUAAUUAUUUUAGGUAUGACUUGAAGUUAGUGAUUAUAGUUUCAAAUUGAUUUAUGAUAAUUUUGAUGAAAUCUAUUAAAGAAUUCAAGAAAACCCUAAGUAAACUUAUUAUGCAUAAAU
Messenger RNA from Paramecium pentaurelia, 679 nucleotides. NCBI's taxonomy places the organism in Eukaryota, Ciliophora, Oligohymenophorea, Peniculida, Parameciidae. The record is from the annotation of a GenBank genome assembly.